AUGAUAGAAAUUUUCUUGAUUUUUUCUUUAAAUAAAAAUUUUUCUUUUCUUUUAUUAAGUUUAUUUUUGAUUGAAUCUGUUUAUGAUAUUUUGGGUGUUCGAGUUAAAACAGCCGAUAAACGAUGGAAUAAUCUUCGACAUAAUUAUGAAUUAACAUUCGCACCAGGUUCUAUUGUUCGAUUAGUUGAUGAUACAACAGUAGAUGCAAAUAUACCCGAUAUUCAUUAUGAAUUUAUUUCACUUCGUGAUGUUUCAAAACAAUCUAGUGAAGCAUUCAUUGAUGUUAUUGGUAUUGUUGAUAUAUGUUCGGAUAUUAUUCCAUUUACUAAUAGAACAUCAAAUAAAGAUUCAGUUCGUCGAGAAGUAACAAUAAUUGAUGAAGAUUCAAAUAUUUCGAUAACGUUAUGGGAUGAACAAGCAAAUGAUUUCAAUGAAGAAUUAGCAGAAAAUAAAGCUGUUGUUGCAUUUCGUCGUAUUCGAGUAGCUAUUUUUAAUAAUAAAUACAGUUUAUCUGGUCAUAAAAAUAUGAUAAUGAAAAUUAAUCCAGAUAUUGCACAAGCAAAACAUCUUCGAAUAUGGUAUGAUGCUGGUGGCCGUUUAACUAAUAAUCGGAUAACGACAUCAACAACAAAUCGUUUAACAAAAGGAGAUCUAUGGAAAACAAUUGGACAAAUUGAAAAUGAACUUCUUGGUCGACAAGGUCGUCCUGAUUAUGUAAUGAUAAAAGCUAUAUGUAUGCAUAUAGCUAAUGAUCGAGUUGUUUAUACGAGUUGUCCAAAUAAUGAUUGUUUUCGAAAAGUAAAUAAGUUAUCAUCUGGUCUUUAUCAUUGCGAUAAAUGUCGAGAAGAUUUUAAUGAAUGUCAUUGGAAUUAUAUGAUUCGUGCUGAACUUGUUGAUUCAACAGGUGCAAUAUGGGUUUCAUUCUUUCGAAAAGAAGCACAAGAACUUAUGGGUAAUGUAACAGCAGAACAAUUCGCUCGAGCGAAGGAAAAUAACGAUGAAAUACUUAUGCAAACGUAUUUAAAUAAAAAUACUUUUCGUGAAAAAUACUUUCGUCUACGUAUUAAUGAAGAAACAUUUAAUGUAAAUAUAAAAUUUAUUCUAUACAAAGGAUCAUUGAAAAUGAAUGAUAGAUUUUUUGUAUUUUUCUUUUUAUCACGUACACUUGCUGUCUCAUUGCCAUCGACAAAUAUACUUUACAAGAUCACAUCUAUUCUCGAAGAACAAACAUCUCGAUCAAUCAUUUUGUUUGUCUUCGAAUCAUUACAAUCAUUAUACAUUAUCGAACGUUGGGCAUGGCAAGUAUUAAAUAAAGAUUUUCAAGAAUGGAUCAAUGAAAAGAGUUACAUUGACCUAUUUCAUGCAAUUCAUUUAUUUAAUAUCAAACUGCUUUCAAAUCAUGAUGAAAUCGAAUUCGAUAUAAAAACAUCACUUUUAAUUCCAUCGAGCAUCGAUUGGAUCGAUGGUAUACUCGAUCAAAUCAAAUCAAGCAAUGAUACGUUUUUGACUAUUGUCAGUCUGUGGUUCGAUGUCAUCUCCUAUUUAGUUCAUGAGUACUCUGAACUUAGGGAUACAUCCACUAUUAUAUAUAUCAAUAAUCGGCUUGGUCGUGAUUUUUUGAUGACAAAUGAAUACCAAAUCUAUUUGAAACAACUUCAAGAACCACAUUCGUCGCAAGCAAUAUUUACUCCUAAGCAACUUUUCUAUUUGAAAACGUGUUCAUUUUCGCUACAUGUCUAUUUGUGUUCAAAAUCACAACAAUUUCCUUUCACCGGUGAACAAAUUAUUAAAUUUAUCGCCGAUAACUAUUCACAAAUGAUUCUUGUGCAAAGUCAUAUUGUGGACUCAUGGAGCAAAGAAUUACUUUCUUGUAUCGCACAUCUUAUUGCUCUCAUUUGUUCUUGUUGUUGGUGGGGUGAUGAAAAAGCGAAAUAUAUAAAAAUACUUGUUUCACCUAACGACCUAACGUAUGAUCAUAUUUUGGCACUUAUUCGCAUUGUUAGUUAUCAACCAUUUCAUCAAUGUAUCUCCGCUCAAUGGUACAAUGAUGAAACUCUUCUUAUUGAUGCAAUUUUAGUCUUUCUGUAUGGGACAUUGGAAAUACGAGAUAUACGUUGUUUCAUAAGUUCACAAACAAAUUUAUUUGCUACAUUAUUGGUUAUAGCACAAACCUCAUCAUACGAUCGAAUAUGUAUUUGUGCUUAUGGAUUCUUAGCCGAAAUUCUUACUGAUGAACAAUUGAAAGAGCUUAAAAUUUCUGAGAAUAUCAGUGGAUUUUUCUUUGAUAUUCUUGAACAAGCAUGGAAAGAUCCGACAAAAAGAUGUAAAACGAUUCCAAUUCCGCAUGUAUUGAAAGGUAUGUUUAUCUCAGAUAAUUAA
This is a messenger RNA of Rotaria sp. Silwood2, 2379 nucleotides long. The record is from the annotation of a GenBank genome assembly. NCBI's taxonomy places the organism in Eukaryota, Metazoa, Rotifera, Eurotatoria, Philodinida, Philodinidae.